This is a messenger RNA of Brassica oleracea var. oleracea, 711 nucleotides long. RefSeq lists its product as uncharacterized. The record is from RefSeq and is a predicted model, not a curated record. Bases 1 to 711 code for a protein of 236 amino acids. The transcript has a single exon. NCBI's taxonomy places the organism in Eukaryota, Viridiplantae, Streptophyta, Magnoliopsida, Brassicales, Brassicaceae.
AUGGUGAAACAAGGAAGGAAGAUGAGGACACGCAAGACGGUAUCAGACUCAGAGACACCAGCAUUGAGGAAUCGAUCGCACAGCUCCAUCAACGGCGACGACGAUCUUGAUGUUGAUAUUGAUCCGCCUCCGACUGUUCCGGUUCAUCGCGUUACUCAAGGAUCAACACAUUCUGGUAUCACUUCGAUCGACACUCAUAGUCCUUACUUCUUGCAUUCAGCAGAUCAUCCAGGACUAGUUAUUGCGAAUCAAAAUCUUGAUGGAACAAACUACAAUAACUGGUACAUUGCGAUGCGGAUGAGUUUAGAUGCUAAGAACAAGAUUGGCUUUGUGGAUGGAUCAUUGGUUAGACCAGAUGCGAAUGAUCCUCUUUCCAAGAUUUGGAGUCGAUGCAACAGCAUGGUCAAAUCUUGGUUACUCAAUACUGUCAAUAGGGAGAUCUAUGAUAGUAUUUUGUAUUAUGAGGAUGUUGUUGAGAUGUGGAAUGACUUGUAUUCAAGGUUCAGGGUAAGCAAUCUUCCUCGAAAGUAUCAGCUAGAGCAGUUCAUUGCAACACUGAAGCAAGGGAACCUGGAUCUUUCAGCGUAUUAUACGAAGAAGAAAACUCUUUGGGAGCAGCUAUCCAACACGCGAAUCACCACUGCUCGUAGAUGCAACUGUGAUCAUGUUAAGGAACUUCUUGAAGAGGCAGAGACUAGCAGAAUCAUCUAG